Messenger RNA from Pseudomyrmex gracilis, 3386 nucleotides. RefSeq names its product ubiquitin carboxyl-terminal hydrolase 45 (gene Usp16-45). Lineage: Eukaryota; Metazoa; Arthropoda; Insecta; Hymenoptera; Formicidae. The record is from RefSeq and is a predicted model, not a curated record. Gene Ontology annotation, cellular component: nucleus; cytosol. Gene Ontology annotation, biological process: protein deubiquitination. Bases 407 to 3166 code for a protein of 919 amino acids. The transcript is spliced from 13 exons. Gene Ontology annotation, molecular function: zinc ion binding; cysteine-type endopeptidase activity; cysteine-type deubiquitinase activity.
AUUGCGACAAUAAUUGUUGAAAUGUAAUGGAAGAUCGUAACUCGUGAUUUGUGUAGUCGAAGAAAUUCGGAAUGUGAGAAAAUUUGUGGGAAACAGCGCUUCUUCGUGCGUCGUCGUCAAUGCCCGUUGAAGAGGGUUGGGAGGAAGGUGCGGUGUUGUAUACCCCCUCGACACACAGUGGUGGUGUAUUCCGAAACAGUUUAUCCUCGACUGUUGUUCGCACGCGCGCGCGUGGGCCGAGUUUCCACAUGGUUUUUUUACGCACGAGAACUUUGGAGUUGAGUUGACGAACGAGGAGUAGAAGAGAGUCUUCGUUGCGUGGCGAGCACAAGACAACAACAGACACGUGAACGACGACAAACGGACGACGGAAAACGUUCACCACGUUCGAGUUGUGCGCGCAGAGAUGAGCAAGAAACGUAACAGACAGCCAGAUGCGAAUCCCGACGUAAGCGAGGCUUCAACCGAAUCCUGCGAGGAAACCAGCGCAGCAGGUACAAAAUGUCCGCAUAUACCAAAAGCUAUUAAUUUGAACAAAGUGAAGAAGAACUUGAAGAAAACUGGUAUAGGAGGCGAUUGCUUUACGUGCAGGAAACAAGAAAUAGAUUCGAACAAAACAACUGAGAAUGAUACCUUCAAGCUUUUGUGGAUUUGCCUUCAAUGCGGGGAACAAAGCUGCGGUAAGGAACAAGAACAACAUGCCAUACAACACUAUAGAAAACCACAUAGUGACUGCCAUUAUUUGGUGACCGAUACUCACCAGUGGAAUGUUUGGUGCUAUCAAUGUGAAACUGAAGUUCAUCCCAGCAGCAGAAAAAAGUUGUUGGAAACUGUUGAGUUCAUCAAAAAGUGUGUUGCACUUCCACCACUAAUACCUCAAUCAUCAAAAACACCAACGGUUCAGUGCCAAAAUGAAGUGAUAACAAAUGUAGAAGAGACAGAGAAACAUAAGAUAUUAAACAAUCUUCCUAAAAUCGGAGGAUUGACAAAUUUAGGAAAUACUUGCUUUUUUAACGCUGUGCUUCAGUGUUUAGCACAAACUCCGUAUCUAGUAAAGGUGUUGGAUAAUUUACGUUUGCCUGGACAGAAAUUUGUUUUGCCAGGUGGAAAGCACAAGCUUGUCGAUUCCGAGGACGAAGUGGAAUUACCUCCAAUCGAAGGGACUUUGGAACGUUGGGGUAGUUUCACUUCGGUUCUCUGUGAAACUUUAACAAAAAUGCACAACACCAGUGGCCAUCAGACUUACACGCCUUCAAAUCUUUUGAACAAACUCAGGAAAAAAACUACACAGUGCGUGGACGGAGGUCAACACGAUUCGCACGAGUUACUCCGACACUUGUUGGAAAUAGUACGGAAUGAAGAUCUUCGAAGAUACCAGUUUAUAAUUUUGAAGGAGGUCGGUCUCAGCGGAAAGACCAAACCCGAUUGCGUGGAGAAGAGCCUAAAAUCGCGUGUGAAAUUUUACGGCAACCAAGCUAGCACCCGACUGCUCGGUCCGGAAGCGGUAUUUCGCGGCGUGCUGGUAUCCACUCUGGAGUGUUUGGACUGCCACCACUCGUCGCAACGUACCGAACCGUUUUUGGAUCUGAGCUUGCCGGUCACGGCGGACAAGCCACAACCGCCGAUUUUAAAAAGAAAAAACAACGAAAACGAGGACGCCUUCGACAUGAUGAACGUCCAGCAACGCGAUUACCAAGCUUCCAAUUCGCCUUGGAAACAUUUGGCGGAAGCGGUGAAAAAGAAAAAAAAUCGUAAAAACAAACGACAUGAAAAUCACAAUAAUUACAACGCGUCAAUGGAUCCGGAUAAUCCGGCGGAAGAAAACAACGAUAGUGUUCUGAAAUCAGAAGAAAGCGAUGCCGAUGUGGAAGAUAAUAUCGAAGUAGAUAAUUCUCAUCCGGAAAUCGGCGAAUCCGGAUACAGCUCGGAAAAAGCGUCCGCCGUCGCGAGUCCGAUAUCUCCCGCCAAUCAGCAUCACCAUCAUUCGAAUAACGAUUUGAAUGGUGACAUCAACGCUGCUAGCGCGGAGGACGGUAAUCUGGACAACAAUUUGGACACGACACAAAUUAGACACCUAGCCAACAUUAGCGCAUUACCUAGUCCUAGUCCAACUGACGUGUCCAUGACAGAUUUGACUCAGAUCAAAAUAUCGUUAGAAAAAUCAGACAGGAAUGUCGGCGCGGUGAGUUCCGAAAACGAGGCGUCCACCACAGCGUUAUCCUCCUCCAUGAUCGUCAAUUCUGACAUGACGAGCCCCGAGGCGCCUACUGCGAGCUUAAGCAGCUCUGCCGCUUCUAAGGAAAGCCCUACUAGUCCGAUUAACGGCGACGAGGUCAAGGAGAGAUUGGACAAUGUCGAAACGUGGAUGAAGACCGCUUUGUCAAAGUGCAAUAGAAGGAAGUACAAUAAUAGAACAUCUAACGGAGACGAUCCCGAGGAGCAAGACUUGUGCAAUGAAGUUGGCAAUAUAAUGGCGGGAAUGUCCAAGUUGGGAAUUGCCGGACAUCAAUCUCCUGAACGAUAUGCAACCAAGGAGGGCGAAUGUUCCAUAGAAUCGUGCUUGAAUCAAUUCACCGCUUUAGAGUUAAUGACAGGAAGCAACAAAGUUGUCUGCGAGGCGUGCACAGCUCGCGAGAAGAAGAACCACGAAGGCUCGUCGAAAAUGGUAUGCACUUCGAGUACGAAGCAGUAUCUCAUUUCACAAGUACCUCCGGUAUUGAUUCUUCAUUUGAAAAGAUUUCAAACGCAGAGAGUUGGUUUCCGAAAAGUUUUCAAGCACGUGUCGUUUCCAAUUCUGUUCGAUUUGGCGCCGGUUUGCAAGAAUCACAAAAAACCACGACUCUACUCGCUUUACGGAGUCGUCGAGCACAGCGGAACCGUUCACGGUGGUCACUAUGUUGCUUAUGUCAAGACAAGACUGCCAUUAGCACCGGACGACCAUCGGUGGAGUUUUCUUCCUAAAGAUAAAAACGCUCAACCGAAUGACGAGUCGAAUAACUCGAGCUCAGAUUCGGAAGGAGAAGAAGCUUCGGCGAGAGCUGCUUCCGUUAUAGAACCACCACCUGGAAAAUGGUAUCAUGUGUCCGAUUCUCGAGUGUCGGAAGUAGACGAGAAAACAGUGCUGAAAAGUCAAGCGUAUCUCUUGUUCUACGAAAGAAUUCUUUGAUUCGUCAGAGAGUCCAACAGGAUCAAGAAUCGACGAAGUCGCGUUCGCAUUUCCGUUACUCAACCAAGAAAAAGUGAAACAGAAAAAGAGAGAGAGAGAGAGAGAGAGAGAACACAGAGACUUCUAAUGAAUUUUUUAAUUCUGCAACUUCUAGCGUCAUUUUGCGCUCUUUUAUGGAAUAUAUUACAUUAUAAUUGAAAAUAUAUUCAAAUCAUUAUUA